Molecule: messenger RNA, 1442 nt
Organism: Macroventuria anomochaeta
Lineage: Eukaryota; Fungi; Ascomycota; Dothideomycetes; Pleosporales; Didymellaceae
Exons: 1
Coding region: 35-1366 (443 amino acids)
Biological process (GO): intra-Golgi vesicle-mediated transport
Cellular component (GO): COG complex
Source: RefSeq, a predicted model, not a curated record
CCUCGAACACUCCACAAACCAUUGAACGCCCGGCAUGUCGAAAGAAGACGAGCCAUCAUACAUAGACUACGAGGCUUUCCUCGACCCCGACUUCUCGGCAACGUCCUUUGCAAAUACGCUCGUGCUCGCAACGAACAACCCCUCAGACACCCCGCUCGACCUGUCAACACCACUCUCCCGAGUCCUCUUUGACGUACAGGAAGUCGACACACAUAUCGACACGCUCACCACUAAAUCCGCCCUACCGCUUCUCGAGCACACACGCGACCAUGCCGAGUCAAGCGGGCGCAUACUUGCUGAGGUGGAAGGCCAGGUCGCAAGCUUGACGGAGAGCUACAAGACGCUCGAGAAGGAAGUCAUUGAGCGGUAUGAAGUCGCCGAACAAGUCCGCCUCACCGCGGAGCGCCUUGUAGAAACAGUCAGACUGGGAAGAGCCGUGGCACGAUGUCUCAUGUUGGGACGACAGCUCGAGGUGCGCAUGUCUGAAGUCGGCGGUGUGGGCAGCGCAAAGAAGGAGGACCACAGAGCAAUGGUCAGGAGCGCAGAUACAAUACUCUCUCUGCGCCAGAUCUUCACCAGUACCAAGCCGGGACAAGAGGGUGAAGGGCUGGACAGGGUCAAUGCAGUCAACACGCUGAAGAACGAGCUGGUGGUGCCUGGAGAAAGAAACAUUGCAUCGAGGGCACAACAGGUGGUGAAGGAGUUCAGCAUGUCGAGUCUACUCUCGUCCUCCGGACAGACAUCUGCAAGCACAUUUGCACAGACGGAAGACACGAAGAGCAGGACCACAUCCGCGCUGCAAACGCUAUAUCUCCUGUCUCCGACCAGCACAAAGACAACGAGGGAAAGUUUCGAGCCUACGCUGAUGCUCAGCGCACUUCAAGACUAUUUACAGACAAGUCUCAAGAGUUCACUAGCAUCGCUCGCUCGAGCACUCACACAACUUCCGCUUCUGGAUCGCACACUCCUCGAAAUUUCCGCGCGUUGCCAGAACAUCGUUGCGCUGCAGUCGCUCCUGCAGUCCAUCAAGACACCCGUCCACCCCCUCCUUGCGUCAGGGACCUCCACAUCAAACAACGGCAACUUCCUCCAGCCACUACUACACGCUCUCGACACCAGCUCACUACCCAGCUACUUCUGGCGCAGCUUAGCAUCCAACAUGUCACCGAGGAUGCAGGAGAUCAUGUACAAGGGCGGAGUGUCGGCGAGGACGCUGAGAAGCAACAAGGAGAGGGUCAGGGAUGCAGUGAGGGAGUGUGUAGAUCGGGGCAGCAGCUUACCAGGGGAGAAGUCUGGGAGAAAGGGCGAGGGGUGGGAGAGGGAGGCUGCUGUCAUGGUCGGUAGUAUCGUUGGAGGGAUAAAGUGAUCAAGUCAUCACGAGAGCAACACCAUGUUUCAAUCGACAUCAGGCCUCACAGCAUCGCGUUUGGACUCGCUGAUAU